Molecule: messenger RNA, 1589 nt
Organism: Physcomitrium patens
Lineage: Eukaryota; Viridiplantae; Streptophyta; Bryopsida; Funariales; Funariaceae
Product: 25.3 kDa vesicle transport protein SEC22-1
Biological process (GO): endoplasmic reticulum to Golgi vesicle-mediated transport; retrograde vesicle-mediated transport, Golgi to endoplasmic reticulum
Molecular function (GO): SNAP receptor activity
Source: RefSeq, a predicted model, not a curated record
GCUUGUAAGGGAGAGCGAGAGAGUGAGGGAGUCUAUAUUGGUCUUCCAUUUCAUUUUAUAGCCUUAUUAUUCUUCCUUCCCAUGCGCUCUCUGUUUGUUUGCAGGGAGUGAGUGAGUGAGUGGCAGCGUAGAUUGAUUGCCACCAGGUGGUUGAUAUAUCCAUCCAACUAGGGUUUGUUUGUUUGGCACCAACUGAGGUUGUGAGCGCCCUUGUUGUUGUUGUUGCUAUCCAUAUCCUUCUCCAGCACUUCACUUGACCCUCUCCCUCCUCCGCAACCCCUUCCUCCUACUUAUUCUACAUUCUCUACACCUCCCUCCCCCUCCCUUGAUUGAUUGGUCGCAUCUUGCGCGUUGUGUGACGGUUUUGAAAAUUGGUAGAUCCGUGGAGAAUCGCCAUGGUGAAGCUCACCCUCAUAGCAAGGGUGACGGACGGGUUGCCGCUCGCUGAGGGGCUGGACGAUGGCCGCGAUCAGAAGGAUAUCGAGUUUUACAAGCAGCAAGCGAAACAGUUGUGCAAAGAGCUUUCUCGGCGCCAACAUGAGGCCUCCCGGAUGUCUGUGGAGACCGGGCCUUUUUUUUUCCACUACAUUAUAGAAGGAGGUGUAUGUUAUCUUACUCUCUGCGAGCGAUCAUAUCCGAAGAAACUUGCGUACCAGUACCUUGAGGAGUUGCAGCGGGAAUUUGAGAAAGUUAACAGGUCCCAAAUCGAGACGGUUGCGAGACCUUAUGCUUUCAUCAAAUUCGAUACAUUUAUUCAAAAGACUAGAAAGCUCUAUCAGGACACUCGAACUCAGAGAAAUUUGUCUAAGCUCAAUGACGAUUUAUACGAAGUUACCCAAAUCAUGACUCGCAACAUUCAAGAGGUUUUGGGCGUUGGAGACCGGCUUGACCAGGUGAGCCAGAUGUCGAGCAGAUUGUCCACAGAAUCCAAGUUCUAUGCAGACAAAGCAAAAGAUCUGAAUCGGCAGGCUUUGAUAAGAAAAUGGGCACCUGUUGGGAUUGUACUUGGGGUGGUGCUACUACUUUUCUGGUUUCGUCGAUUGUUCUGGAGUUAGCAAAUUCUCGAAGGUGAGGAUAGGAAGCAUCUUACGGACCAUUCCCAAGGUCGUAUAAGUUGGAAUUCUUUCAUCAAUAGUCGCCUUAUAGUCUGAUAGAGCAUCUUCUCGUUCCGUUGAGUUCCUGUCUACAUGAUCCUCCUAUUCCGCGCAUCACAACUGUGAAGAUGUCAGUCUUAAAAGACUGUUGAAUUUGGAAGAGUCGAAUGUGUUGACUGAGUUGCGACUGAACGUCAACUUCAUGUACGUUUAAACUGAAGAAGGUCUUGUAGGUCACUUAGUUAUCUUUAGCCUACCUAAACAGUAUGACUCAAGACGGUCAUCUCUCGAGUCCGAGUCACCAACGUAGCAAUCAACUGUAAGUGCUUACAUUUUUUUGCGGUUUGAAAUAGGGAAUUCUACUCAGUGGUGGACAUGAUUGACUUGUUCUGGUGCUUCUUUCCCAUCAAUAAGUUUUUCUAAUGCGUCGAAUUUCAUUCUGAUAGGAUGAUGAUUAUCAUCCAUAAUACACAUUUUUUGAACUUGUUUCUAUCU